AUGUCAAGCAAGGAGGAGGUUGUGGCGCUUAUGGCUCAUGGCGAUGCCGAAGCAAAAAUAUCGCUGCUGAAGAAGGCUGUUGUCAGCGUGACAAAACAAAAGCAGAUGCUUGAGCAGCACAACAAACAACUUCAGGACCAGAUGGCCGCUAUUGGCGCGGAGCUGGCGCGCGUGCAGGAGGAGAACAUGACGCUCCGCAGAGAUCUCAACGCGGCGGAGGGAGAGUUGGGGGUGGGACGAAAGCGUGGGCAUUUUGCAGCCUCAGUGAGGACAACACUGAAGGGUCUCUCUUCUUUUGUGACGGGCACUGAUGGAGAAGACGGCGGCGCGGCAGCAAAGCGAACAAGGGGUGCUGAGCUGUCGCCGGAGGACAAAGAGAAAUUGGUGGCGGAAAAUGAAACUAUUCAUAUGCAGCUGUUUGACUUGCGCAAGAUGUAUGAGAAUGAGCGGCAACAGUGGAAGACGGAACGUGAGCGACUGUCCUCUGAAUGUACCGCAAUGCAGCAGGAAGUGACUGAGCUGCGAAAGCUUUUAGAUUCUACAGCUCACGCCUGCGACCGGCUAAAUAUGGAGUGCACCAGGCAAGCGGCGUUGGCACAGUUUUGUCAUCACUUUUUUGUUUCGUCAUGGAACACUGCCGAACAUCCGCAGCGGAUCCAUGUCGUUAUGGCGCCUUCUUUGGCGACGAAGCGCGGGGGUGUUCCGCCACGUGAAGUCCGCGAGGAAUUGGCGUUAGGCACGUUAACGGGUGUCACUGCUUUCAUUCGCACGUUGAUGAGCGCCGUUUCUGUCCUUGUGGCGUCGCUUCGUGAUUCAUUUAGUACACAAAUGAGGGGCAUCACAUUGGUCGACAUGCGAUGCUACCGCGAUCGACUUAGCGUACUGCUUGAGGCGCAUGGCGUGCAAAGGGCAGGUGUGAUUUUUCAUGUCACAGAGCUGGAGGAGGCUCUCACCGCAACGGCGGCACCGGACGAAAAACUAACACAAAUACAACGUGUCCAGGGUCUCCUUAUCUCAAGCCUUAACAACUGGCUAGGAAUGGUGUGUGAGCACGUCCGACUUAUUAUCGAUGCCUGUAUGAAAGUGGAAAGCCACAAUCUUACUGAACACAAAAAAGACAAGCAAGCGUUUAUUGAAUCCGCCACGCUGGGGGCCGUCAGCACAAUUGCUGCUAUUCGCGGUUCUCUUGAGGCACUGCAGGAUGUCUGCGACACCUCGUGCACGUUGUUUAAGCAACAGGCAUGUGACUCGACGGAGUGGCUCCUAGCGCUAGAACGGUUUUGGUGGGAAGGCUGCGGGGCCUCCUCGUCGCUGCGAUGGGCGGUGGAAUCACUCCGAGAACAGCUGCAAGAAAUAUCAAAAUAUGCCCCAAGUAACGACCACGUGCGAGCGGCUCUCCAAUUUAUGUGUAAAUCGCUGGAGACUUUUGCAUCGCGUGCCUGGAGCACCAAGCGAGAGGUGACGUGUCUGCCAACAAGUGAGGUGCCACGAGCGCCUUCAUUGGUGGAUCAUCCUGCAAAUCCCACCAUUACUUGUGGUUUUGCUUCCGCAGACAAUGAAGAACUUGUGGCAGCGUUGGCUGCGGCGGAUCGUGCUGCAGUGUGCUAUCAUACUCAAAUGAACUACACCUUGUUGGAGUUGGCGGAGAAGCAGGAAGCAUUGGCAAAUGCCCAAGAAGAUGUGCGGCGGCUGAUGUCUGUUAACCAACAGCUGGCAGAAGACGCCAAUCGCGCGCGUGAGGUGUUUGAGACACAAAUUCGUCUCUUGUCAGACCAACUUGUAGAGUGCAGUAACGGUGGUGGCGGCAACACCAACUGGUGA
This is a messenger RNA of Trypanosoma rangeli, 1821 nucleotides long. RefSeq lists its product as uncharacterized. The record is from RefSeq and is a predicted model, not a curated record. Lineage: Eukaryota; Euglenozoa; Kinetoplastea; Trypanosomatida; Trypanosomatidae. The coding region runs from base 1 to 1821 and encodes 606 amino acids. The transcript has a single exon.